AUGCAAAAGCUAUGCUUUGGGCAAGCAAGAUUGCCUUCUCUACUCGGUCUCGGUCAAGGACAAUGUCAAGAGUGGCUAUGGGGCAACGUACAAAUUCUACGACAAGUCCUGCCCAUGCCCAAAGCCGAGUGCGACCAAGACAACGACUGCGAGGACUACAACAAGAUCUCAGACUACUUCGCGCACAUCGACGAAAACGAGCACUACUACUGCAGUCUCCGAAAGCACCACUACAGCUACAGUCUCCGCGUUGACUACCUCGGCGGCAUCGACCACCACGGCCAGUGGAAGUACCACAAGCAGUUUGCGGCCAAACAGACGGGCAAUAUUAGACUAACUGAUGAACGCAACAACAUGCAAACCGAGACUGGGGCUGUCCUGGACAGACCAACCAAUGUCGAUCCGGCUGCCUUCAUUUUCGGUGAGCUUAGUGACGCCGUGGGUACCGACCAGUAUGUCUUUGAUCCUGCCGAUGGAUCUCUGCAGGUUCUCAAGGCCGAUCGUGCCCCCUCCACCAUUGGUCAAUUUCUUUACUACGAUCCAGUGACUGCUGGAUUCGGACCACCCAACGGAGGAGGUGUGGUUUCUUAUUUAGUCGCCACCACCGAGGCAGAUGCAGCAGCGAGGAAUGGCCAGAAGGCUGUGUGUCAGAUUUCAUCGGCUUCACAGGUAGAUUGCGCGUUCGGCCCAAGCACUGUGGCAGAUGUAUGGUUCUGUGCAGGAUCGAUCGCUCUCGUCUCGCAGGGUCGCGAUCCAGGGGAACCUUGCGACGGCCUUAGUAUCACAACAAAAGUGACAAGCGUCGUCUUCAACACGCCUGCUGAGUAA
This is a messenger RNA of Cercospora beticola, 828 nucleotides long. RefSeq lists its product as uncharacterized. Lineage: Eukaryota; Fungi; Ascomycota; Dothideomycetes; Mycosphaerellales; Mycosphaerellaceae. The record is from RefSeq and is a predicted model, not a curated record.